This is a messenger RNA of Physella acuta, 762 nucleotides long. RefSeq names its product small ribosomal subunit protein mS33. NCBI's taxonomy places the organism in Eukaryota, Metazoa, Mollusca, Gastropoda, Physidae. Gene Ontology annotation, cellular component: mitochondrion. The record is from RefSeq and is a predicted model, not a curated record.
GGUUUAGAGGGCAGAUAACUCUGGAUAUUAUUCAACUUCCGGGAAGGGAUGUCACUAAGAAAAUAGUUUCAAGGAUACUGCUCGCAGAAAUGAAUGUUGUUUGCUGAAGUAAUCUGAUACAGAAAUACAAGAUCCAUAAUGAGUGAGUAUGCAAGGCGCAUAGCGUUCCUCUCAGCUCGCAUAUUUGGUGAAGUUGUUAAAGGAACAAGCUACAGAAAUGAAAAAAUUGUGAAACAAAUGGCUGCCCUGCCACACCAUAAAAAUCCAUUUUAUACACACUACUACCCACCUUAUCAGAAGAUAGAUCUUGCUAUGCUAAAUUUACGGAAGCAUGGCUUAUUCAGAGACGAGCAUCAAGAUUUUGUUGAAGAAAUGACCAGACAAAGAAUACUACGUGGCAAAGUAAAGCCAAACAAAGGAGAAGGAAAGAGAGCCAUGAAGAGGAAAGCAAGUGGUCAAUGAAGAGGGAAGCUAGUGGUCAAUGAAGAGGGAAGCUAGUGGUCAAUGAAGAGGGAAGCUAGUGGUCAAUGAAGAGGAAAGCAAGUGGUCAAUGAAGAGGGAAGCUAGUGGAUAACUUGUUUGAACUGUAUUGUGUACAUGUUUAUAGUUGGCUGAUCUGGAUGUGGGUAGCCUAUGCUUGACUGUUGUAUUUGUGAGUGUUCAGAGAGAAAUUUUUAUUUGAGAGUAGAUGGAUACCUGAUUUUAAAUGUUUAUGUAUGUGAUUGUUAAUAAAAAAUCAAAUUCAUAAAACGUUGCUUAUUU